Molecule: messenger RNA, 1758 nt
Organism: Neolamprologus brichardi
Lineage: Eukaryota; Metazoa; Chordata; Actinopteri; Cichliformes; Cichlidae
Source: RefSeq, a predicted model, not a curated record
GUGCCGUCCUCGCGCUCCCUACCUUGACGCAGCGGGGCUCAGGUCGGUCCGCGAGCUGACGGCAAGAACCGGGAUCGAACCUACUCCUGUGACGUCACCAUGGCUGCUCAGGCUCUGGUUCUGUACAACUUCACAGCGGAGCCAGGAAACAACGAGCUGUCGGUGAGAGAGGGGGAGACCAUCACUGUGACAGACCAGACUGUGGGUGGAGGCUGGAUCCAGGCCCAGAACUCCAGCGGACAAACCGGCCUUGUACCUGAGGGAUAUUUACAGGUGAGCGCUGUGACAUUAUUUCAUGUCGUGUCAACACAAAGAGGCACAGAUCAGCGAAUUUCACCUUCAUCAGUGUCACACUGCUCCUCUGUCCAACACUUAGCUUUGAGUUUAGUUUUUAUGUUCUCGUUCUCCAAAGGUCCGAGUCCAGAAGUCUUCAUGUUAGCCCGCCCUCCGGCUGACAGCAGAGAGAGACUUCCUGUCUACAUGGGAGAAGUAGGCCCCGUCUGGCUGUACUCGACGUCUCCUCUGGACUGUGUGAUUGCUGAUCCAAAGAAAGAGUCCAAAAUGUACGGACUGAAGAGCUUCAUCGAGUACCAGAUAACACCCAAUACAACCAACAGCCCUGUCAAUCAUCGCUACAAGCACUUUGAUUGGCUGUACGAGCGUCUGCUGGAGAAGUUUGGGUCCAUACUGCCCAUCCCCUCACUGCCUGACAAACAGGUGACAGGCAGGUUUGAUGAUGACUUCAUUAGGAUGAGGAUGGAGGGUCUGCAGGCCUGGAUGACUCGAAUGUGUCGGCACCCCAUCGUCUCUCAGAGUGAAGUCUUUCAGCUCUUCCUCACCCACAGAGAUGAGAAGGAGUGGAAGGCGGGGAAGAGGAAGGCAGAGAAAGACGAGACGGUGGGUCCAAUGAUGUUCAGUUUGGUUGAACCUGAAGCUGCAGAGCUCGAUGUCGUCCAGGUUGAACAGAGGUGUGAACACUACAGCCGCUUUACAAAGUCCAUGGAUGACGGCGUCAGAGAGCUGCUGAACGUCGGGCACGCGCACUGGAAACGCUGCACCGGACCACUUCCUAAAGAGUAUGAGCGCAUCGGCCAAGCCUUCAGAAACCUGUCAACUGUAUUCAUCACCAGCAAAUAUCCAGGUGAGGCGACAUUGACCGACGCUCUGACGGCUGCUGGAAAAACCUACGAGGAGAUUGCUGAGAUCGUUGCCCAGCAGCCUCAGAAGGACCUCCACUUCCUGUUGGAGACUAACAGCGAGUACAAAGGGCUGCUGGGAUGUUUUCCAGACAUCAUCGCUGUACACAAGGCUGCUGUAGAUAAAGUGAAGGAAGGCGAUCGUUUGGUUUCUGCAGGAAAAAUUAACAACAGCGACAGGAAGUGCAUGAACCAGCGGCUCAGCUGCAUGAGCUACGCCCUGCAGGCUGAGAUGAACCAUUUCCAUAGCAACCGUAUCUACGACUACAACCGAGUGAUGCAGCUUUACCUGGAGCAGCAGGUCACCUUCUACCAGCAGAUCGCAGAUAAGCUGAGAGAAGCUCUGAGCCAGUUCACCACGCUGUGAGGACGCCACCGCCACCAUGUGAUGUCACAUGUGACAUCACAGCCUGAGUCACUGUUAACAAAAUAAAAGCCUCAUAAUCUUUAUAGUGUAAAUGUUGAUAUGAUGAUUAAUGAUGAGUUUCCUUCUUUUUCUGCUUUAUUUAAAAACUUUUUAACAGUUGAUUUUACACGUUUAAUAAAACUUUCUACGCCUCCA